UAUUGUGUCGCAGGGUUAGGUUAAAUGGGAGUGACUUCAGGAUGAGGAUUCAGUCGUAGUUAUAAGCGGUGGAAGCACAGUUGGACCUGUCCUGUCAGCAUGUCUGAGCCUAUCAGAGUUCUGGUGACCGGCGCUGCUGGCCAGAUUGCAUAUUCCCUGUUGCUGAGCAUCGCCAAGGGAGAUGUCUUUGGCAAAGAUCAGCCAGUCAUCUUGCUUCUUUUGGACAUAACUCCCAUGCUGCCGGUCUUGGAGGGGGUGGUCAUGGAGCUGCAGGACUGUGCCCUUCCACUUCUGAGAGACAUUGUGCCGACUGACAAGGAGGAGGUAGGCUUCAAAGACCUUGAUGUGGCCAUCCUGGUGGGUUCCAUGCCCAGGAGGGAGGGGAUGGAGAGGAAGGACCUUCUAAAAGCCAAUGUGGCCAUCUUCAAAAGCCAAGGAGCCGCCUUGGAUAAGUAUGCCAAGAAGACUGUCAAGGUGCUGGUCGUGGGAAACCCUGCGAACACAAACUGCCUGAUCGCAGCCAAGUCCGCUCCCUCCAUCCCCAAAGAAAACUUCUCCUGCCUCACACGUCUGGACCACAACCGGGCCCGCUCCCAGGUGGCCAUCCGCUGCGGGGUUCCCGCCACUCAGGUGAGGAACGUUAUCAUCUGGGGCAACCACUCCUCGACCCAGUACCCAGAUGUGCACCACUGCAAGGUCAACAUGUCCGGCAGCGAGCUCGCCUGCUUUGACGUAGUCAAGGAUGACGCUUGGCUCAAAGGAGACUUUAUAGCUACAGUUCAACAGAGAGGUGCUGCAGUCAUCAAGGCCAGGAAGUUGUCCAGCGCCAUGUCUGCAGCCAAAGCCAUCUGUGACCACCUGAGGGACAUUUGGACUGGCACCCCAGAGGGUGAGUUCACUUCUAUGGGGAUCUACUCCACUGGAAACUCCUAUGCAGUCCCAGAAGACCUCAUCUACUCCUUCCCUGUCCAGAUCAAGGAUAAGACCUGGAAGAUUGUAGAGGGGCUGACGAUCAAUGACUUUUCUCGGUCCAAGAUGGAGGCCACAGCAGCAGAGCUGCUGGAAGAGAGAGACACAGCUGUGGCUUUCCUCGGAGUAUGACCCCACUCUAAUGGGCCGGCACGUACACCGAACCUAAACCCCAGAGGCAUGCCUGUGACGCAGCACUCCAUGAGCCCCAUUCGUCACUCUCUGAAGAUGUUUGUGUGAAAAAGAAAGUCAGGGUUUGAGCGUUUAGAUGGAUUUAUAUUUGUCCACUGGAUACAAGCCAGAUAUUUAUUUAUUUUUAGGCAGCAGAUCUGCUGUUUCUCUGACCAGGUAAAAUGGAGGUUUACCUGGUCAGAGAAACAGCAGAUCUGCUUCUUAUCAGAUUGGCCAAACUCUAUCUUUAGCAAACAGUACCUGAACUCUUCCUAACUUUUAAUAAGCUACUUAUCAGGCUUUGUUCUCUAGAGGCGAGUGAAAGGAUGGAUGACUCUUCCAUACGGUCAGUGAUGCACUAAAGUCACCAAACUCUAACUGAUGGCUCAGUGUUAACAAUUAAAAAUCUAUUUAAGACAAUA
This is a messenger RNA of Fundulus heteroclitus (mummichog), 1562 nucleotides long. RefSeq names its product malate dehydrogenase 1Ab, NAD (soluble) (gene mdh1ab). The record is from RefSeq and is a predicted model, not a curated record. The coding region runs from base 100 to 1101 and encodes 333 amino acids. Gene Ontology annotation, biological process: oxaloacetate metabolic process; tricarboxylic acid cycle; malate metabolic process. NCBI's taxonomy places the organism in Eukaryota, Metazoa, Chordata, Actinopteri, Cyprinodontiformes, Fundulidae. The transcript is spliced from 9 exons. Gene Ontology annotation, cellular component: mitochondrion; cytosol. Gene Ontology annotation, molecular function: L-malate dehydrogenase (NAD+) activity.